UAUCCUGUCAAAGAUGUCGGAAGCGGACUCCGAUCUUGCUACUGCUACCACUGCCGACAACGAGAAAACGGAUGACACCGCAGAGGAAAAUUCGGACAACUCUUCUCACUCCAAACCGGACCAACACAAGGGUCCACCGGAAUCCUUUGGAGGCCAUCAGGCAAACGCAGAAAGGAAGAAAAUCGACGUGCUACUAAAGGCUACUGGAGACGCGCCGAUCAUGCAGAAGAGAAAAUGGGCCGUCUCCGCGUCCAUGAAGGUGAUGGACAUCGCUGAUUUCAUCAGGAAAUACCUCAAGCUUGAACAGUCGGAAUCCCUGUUCCUUUACAUCAACCAAGCCUUUGCACCAUCUCUGGACCAAGAGGUCAGCAACCUGUACGAGUGUUUUGGGGCAAACGGCAAGCUGACCCUCCACUACGCCAAGACGCACGCUUGGGGCUAGGAUGUGGGCACACCUGUAAAUAGUUUUUCUGUCCUUUCUUUUGUACAAAGCUGUAAUAAAUUGCGAGAACCAUUUUGCAAUGCAGA
Ixodes scapularis (black-legged tick) is the source of this 528-nucleotide messenger RNA. It is a transcript of the gene Atg12, whose product is annotated as ubiquitin-like protein ATG12. Bases 14 to 442 code for a protein of 142 amino acids. Gene Ontology annotation, cellular component: phagophore assembly site membrane; Atg12-Atg5-Atg16 complex; cytoplasm. The transcript has 4 exons. Lineage: Eukaryota; Metazoa; Arthropoda; Arachnida; Ixodida; Ixodidae. Gene Ontology annotation, biological process: autophagosome assembly; autophagy of mitochondrion; nucleophagy. The record is from RefSeq and is a predicted model, not a curated record.